Molecule: messenger RNA, 645 nt
Organism: Plasmodium malariae
Lineage: Eukaryota; Apicomplexa; Aconoidasida; Haemosporida; Plasmodiidae
Product: conserved Plasmodium protein, unknown function
Exons: 2
Coding region: 1-645 (214 amino acids)
Source: RefSeq, a predicted model, not a curated record
AUGGCCGGAACGUUAAACUUAAAUGAUUUGAAAGAUGAACCCAUUUUAUAUUAUGAAAAUGCAUUAAGUUAUGUUUUUUCAAAUUCCAGCGAAGAAAAUAAAAAAGAUAUACCUACAUGUGUUAUAUAUCCAAAUGAAACCAUAAAAGUUGGUUUCCCUAUUUAUUCCAUAAAAAAUAUAAAUAAAAAUGAAAAUUUAAUAAAUGAUAAUGAUGCUCAGAAUAAUAGAAUUAACGAAGAGCCAUUAAUUACUUUUGCAUCCGAAUCGAAAUAUAUUUAUCCCGUGAGGGUUCAAGUUUAUUAUAGUCUCCUUUACUUAUUAAUAGCAAUUCAGCUUUUCGUUAUGCUAUUUUUUAAAGAUAACAUAAAUUACGCAUCCACGGGUGAAAUAAAUUACGGGCAAAUUUUUGUAUUUUUUUUUAUGGCCAUCUCACACAGUUUAGUUAUUAUGUCAAAACUGGGAAAAUUCAAAACCUAUGUAUUUGAUAUAUAUACAUCAUUAAGUUUAUUUUUUUUUAUAUUAUCUGUACUAACAAUCAACUGUUUUAGUAGUUCUUUGAUUGCUUUAUUACAGUUUUUUAUUUUUUUUUUACAUGCAAAAAUUGAUUUUUAUGUAAUGCCACAGUCAUGUGUCGUACCACCAUGA